AUGGCUAUGUUUUCAAACCAGAUGACUUCAACUCCUUUCUCGGUGAAAGACAUACUGAACUUGGAGCAGAGCGAGGAUAUGGUGUCCCUGGAUAUGUCGCCCAGGCUGGACACAGCCCUUCCCACCUCCUCCUGCAUGUUGGCCAAAUUCAAGCAGGAGCCUUUCCUAGAGAUGCCAGCCGGAGUUUCUCUCUUUAGCGAAGACGACAAUGACGCCAAAGCUAACAAAAACACCUCGCUGAACUUCGCCGCUGCCUUUUAUGGGAAGAACUUCUUAGAAAUGGAUAUUGUCAAGGAGGGGAAGACGGACGAGGCGUUCGAAGAAAAAGAGAGAAAAGAUAUAUAUCCUUCACAAGAUGAACCAGGGGAAGAAGUUAAACCUGAGGACUCGGACCGGCCCAAACAGAGAAAAAGGCGAAAACCUCGGGUUCUGUUCUCCCAGGCGCAGGUAUACGAGCUGGAACGGCGCUUCAAGCAGCAGAAAUACUUGUCUGCACCCGAGCGAGAUCACCUGGCUAACGUGCUGAAGCUCACCCCAACCCAGGUGAAGAUCUGGUUUCAGAACCGCCGCUAUAAAUGCAAAAGACAGCGCCAGGACCAAACGCUGGAGAUGGUGGGAAUCCCUCCGCCCAGGCGCAUCUCUGUACCCGUUCUGGUUCGGGAUGGGAAGCCAUGUCUGGGAGACGCAUCAACCUAUAGCACUUCAUAUAACGUGGGCAUUAACCAUUUCACCUACAACACUUAUCCGACUUUCGGCAAUUACCCGAGCUCCGGGUGUAACACAAACUAUACAUGCAACUACCCCGCUGCCAGUGCCAUGCCAUCACUUCAGCCCUCACCAACCAACAGCAGUUACAUGAAUUUCGGAGUAGGGGAUCUUAAUAACGCCCAGAACACGUUUCAGUCCAACAGUGGUGUAUCAUCUCUACAUGGUAUCCGGGCGUGGUGA
Molecule: messenger RNA, 948 nt
Organism: Clupea harengus (Atlantic herring)
Lineage: Eukaryota; Metazoa; Chordata; Actinopteri; Clupeiformes; Clupeidae
Gene: nkx2-5
Product: NK2 homeobox 5
Biological process (GO): cell differentiation; regulation of transcription by RNA polymerase II
Cellular component (GO): nucleus
Molecular function (GO): RNA polymerase II cis-regulatory region sequence-specific DNA binding; DNA-binding transcription factor activity, RNA polymerase II-specific
Source: RefSeq, a predicted model, not a curated record